UUGCAAGGCUCUUUGCUUCUUCGCUGAAUUUCGAUGCAGUGCCGCGACUUGUGCUCCAAUCGGCUAGCAACCACUUUUCUAUUUUACUUUUCGACGACAUUUUUACCAACUAAUCACGCUGAGAAACGGAAAUAAAUUGGCAACGUAACUAGUCGAUACUUCCACGGCAUCAUGAAUAAGACAUGGAACCAGUUGUUGCCCAAAAAUUAAAACAAAAAAAACCAAUCAGUAAAACAAAGCUUAAGAAAACAAUAAAGAAUAUUGUAUGCCGUCCUGAUCCUGUAAACUGGCUAUUAGCAUCAAAAGAAGAACAUUUAAGACUAGAAACAACUCUUCAGAAAUAUAGAGUGACUUUACCAGAGUUUAAAAAACCUCACUGGAAUGACAUUAAAGAUUUACCCAAGGAAAAAAGACCAAGACCACCUCCGUGCAAAAGAGUGGAAGGUCUAAUAUUUGGCUUAUCAGAAUGUCAAGAAUCUCUAAAAACUGGACUUUGUUCAGGUAUCCUAAUAGAAUCAGAUGUGAAUCCAAAAAUCUUAAUGGAGCCAAUAAUUGAAGAUUGUUGUUCAAAUUCUAUACCAUAUCUUUGUUUAAAUGGACUCAGAAAAAUAAGUGCAAUGAAUUUUGGUAUUUCUACUAGUUGUCUGGGUAUCCAAAAAGGGUGCUUGUUGGACUUACAAAAUGAUGUCCAAGUCAUUUUCAAACAGAAAUAUAAACCAGAAGUAAAAAAUGUAGUUGACAAUGAAAAAGAAAUUUCUGAAAUCCCAAUGGUUGUUGAUGAUGUGAAAGAAAUAAAAAUAUAUCCAUAUUUAUAUAGGAAAAGCAAGAAGGAAAGAGUUUUCAAACCUUCAGAGUAUCAAGCAGUGAAAACUGUCACAGAAAAGUUUACUGGGCAAAACUUUAUAGGGAUUUCAGAAGAUAAGAAAAAUAAUAGUAAAUCUUAUAUGAAUAUGAUUCUAAAAAGAAUGUCUAAUAAUCCUAAUAGAGUAAAACUAAAAAAAUAAAUUAUAUUUGACACAAAAUUGUUUAUUUAUAAUCUUAAUCUAUGUCAAAAAAGACAUCAUAUUACUCACUUCACUAGGAAAUGUUAACACAGUGCCAACCAGAAUGAGGCCAUUUUGCCCCAAAUUAGUUUGAGUACUUAAGUUAAUUUUCCCAACAUGUAGAUGUUGGCAAAACUUAUUUAACUAAAGCCAAUAUUCACUGUCAUUCCAAAGACUGAAUUUCAUUUAAUAUAAGAGCAGAGAAUACAGUCUUUAAAUGCCAGUAAAGUAUGGUCCAAGUGCCA
Pieris rapae (cabbage white) is the source of this 1288-nucleotide messenger RNA. RefSeq lists its product as uncharacterized. The coding region runs from base 183 to 1004 and encodes 273 amino acids. The transcript is spliced from 5 exons. The record is from RefSeq and is a predicted model, not a curated record. NCBI's taxonomy places the organism in Eukaryota, Metazoa, Arthropoda, Insecta, Lepidoptera, Pieridae.